Molecule: messenger RNA, 357 nt
Organism: Gongylonema pulchrum
Lineage: Eukaryota; Metazoa; Nematoda; Chromadorea; Rhabditida; Gongylonematidae
Source: the annotation of a GenBank genome assembly
AUGGCUACCCGUGGCGGUUCUCCACCGACGUCUUCAUCAACAACUGUCCGCUUCGAUACUACCACUCCAAUAUCGGAUAAAUUACCGUCCGCAUCCUCGUCGGCCAAAGACAGUCCUCGAAGUGAUGCAAAUCCUCCGAAGGGUACCACCAGUUUCACAAAGCGGUUUUUCUUCUCAUCCAAAAAUAUUCGCUUUUGGACCAGUGGCCGAUCCGGAAAACCUGCUACUUCUUCCAAGCAGAAAUUAACCGGACCAACUGGAGCAGCUGAUAUUGUAAAUCAAGGCGAUCAGCUGCGAUAUAUCAAGGAAGAGCGGUACGUCAUGCGCAGGUUGGUUUUUCGCACUUUUUAUACAUAG